Messenger RNA from Podarcis raffonei (Aeolian wall lizard), 2271 nucleotides. It is a transcript of the gene NR2E3, whose product is annotated as nuclear receptor subfamily 2 group E member 3. The transcript has 8 exons. The record is from RefSeq and is a predicted model, not a curated record. Gene Ontology annotation, biological process: anatomical structure development; negative regulation of transcription by RNA polymerase II; cell differentiation. NCBI's taxonomy places the organism in Eukaryota, Metazoa, Chordata, Lepidosauria, Squamata, Lacertidae. Gene Ontology annotation, molecular function: RNA polymerase II cis-regulatory region sequence-specific DNA binding; zinc ion binding; nuclear receptor activity. Bases 419 to 1672 code for a protein of 417 amino acids.
UUGGAGAGAGAGGCUAAAGAUUAAGAGGAUGACAAAUAGGCAUCUGCUUACACAGCGUUAAGGGCUAAUCUGCCCUGCUAUACUGCAAGAGCCUUGAAGAGAGGGGAUUCUCACACAGGCGUAAUACGCACACAUGCACAACUACCCCAGAGACUCUCAAGGAGAGCAAGGCUCUCCAUGGUUUGUCAAAGGACACCUGGUAGGCUUAGACUGGAGAGCUCUUCCCAUGGAAGAUUCUUGGCUGGGUUGAAGAGUUCAGUCACUAUUGCAGAGACGUGGCCAGCCCACAGACUGGAUGCAGCUGCUUCUGGGCCAACACCUGAGGAGCAAGAGGCUGGAUUAGUUAACACAGCAAAGGACAAGUUGCAGAAAGCAGGGAGCUGAGGCAUCCAGCCUCUCAACAGGAUCAGCCACCAGCAUGGCUGUCUCCCCUACAGACUCAACAAUGAGCAAACGGAUGGAAGGCAGCCAGGCAGGACUCAGCCUGACUCCCAGCAAAGCUGGCAGCCCCAUGUUGCUGUGCAAGGUGUGUGGAGACACCAGCAGUGGAAAGCACUAUGGUAUCUAUGCUUGCAAUGGCUGCAGUGGGUUUUUCAAGCGUAGCGUCCGCAGGAAGCUCAUCUACAGGUGCCAAGCUGGCACAGGUAUGUGUCCGGUGGACAAAGCUCACAGGAACCAGUGCCAAGCCUGCCGGCUGAAGAAAUGCCUGCAGGCUGGAAUGAACAAGGAUGCUGUGCAGAAUGAACGCCAGCCCCGCAGCACAGCCCAGGUGCGACUCGAUGCCGUUGACUUGGAUCCCGACAGGCAAGCUGAACACCUGACCACAACGCGGGAUGUCCUGCUGCCACUGCCGACGCCACCCUGCCCCUCCCUGCCGAGCCACAGGGGCCCCACCACCUGCUCUGCAACAGGGGCUCCAAGGGGCCGACCCACAACUCCUCCCAGCAACCACCGCUUCAUGGCCAGCCUGAUGACAGCUGAGACUUGUGCCAAGUUGGAGCCAGAGGAUGCCGAGGAGAACAUUGACGUCACCAGUAAUGAGCCAGAGCGCCCAGCGGGAGAGGCACACGUGUCCCCGUAUCCCCCGACCAGCUCCGAGAGUGUCUAUGAAACCUCCGCCCGGCUACUCUUUAUGGCUGUAAAAUGGGCGAAAAACUUGCCGGUCUUCUCAAACCUGCCCUUCCGAGACCAGGUGAUCUUACUGGAGGAAGCCUGGAGUGAGCUGUUCUUGCUGUGUGCCAUUCAGUGGUCUUUGCCACUGGAAAGCUGCCCCCUCCUCUCUGUGUCAGAGCUGACCCCCACCCUCAAUGGAAAGGUCGUGUCUUCAGGAAUGGACAUUCGUGUCCUGCAGGAAAUAAUUGCACGUUUCAAAGUGCUUGGUGUGGAUCCCACUGAAUUUGCCUGUAUGAAGGCAAUUGUACUGUUCAAACCAGAAACACGAGGUCUGAAGGAUCCAGACCAGGUUGAGAAUUUGCAGGAUCAGUCUCAAGUGAUGCUGGGACAACAUAACCAAUUACAUUACCCCAGCCAGCCAGUCAGGUUUGGAAAGCUGCUUCUGCUUCUGCCUUCGUUGAAAGUUAUUUCUUCAGACCGCAUUGAGCUUCUUUUUUUCCGUAGGACCAUUGGGAACACUCCCAUGGAGAAGCUGCUCUGUGACAUGUUCAAGAACUGACACCUCCAAGAUUCCAGAAUGCCAGUAUUUCUAUUUUAAAAACCUUGAACCAAGCACAAGACACAAGCAAAUGCUUCCUCGUGAAUAGGCUUUGGCUUGUCAUAGACUGGAAGGUGGCAUUUGGCUGCAGACCAGGAAAGUCGCUAGGACCCAAACACUGAAUUUUUACAAGGAGUGUUAAUAGUUGCCUGAAGUCACGCCCUCUUAUUAUGGGACCCUUCUUAUUCAUUCCAAAGAGGCAGUAGGUUUGGGUGUAUGUAUGUAUGUAUGUAUGUAUGUAUGUAUGUAUGCAUAUGCAUGGAGAUGCACUUUGUACCUACUCAGAGAACUCACCAUUGUUUCCAUGGUCGAGUUUUGGCCUUGAAAGCAGGUUCUUGGACUCAAAUUCAGCUCUAAUUUUAACUAUAAAACUUGCUCCUUAGUGCUGUAAAGUGCUUCUAGCUCACAAAGCUUAGAAUGAACAAGUAGCACAUUUUCCUUUAAAGACAAUCAAGUGUACUUCUACAAUUCAUAGAAGGGGAAACACAGUGGAAGGGGGCGUUUUCCUCUACCUUACUAAAGGAGAGCACCAUGGAAGAGUGUAAGAACACAAUGAUUGG